Molecule: messenger RNA, 600 nt
Organism: Cordyceps fumosorosea ARSEF 2679
Lineage: Eukaryota; Fungi; Ascomycota; Sordariomycetes; Hypocreales; Cordycipitaceae
Product: mediator of RNA polymerase II transcription subunit 10
Exons: 3
Coding region: 1-600 (199 amino acids)
Biological process (GO): regulation of transcription by RNA polymerase II
Cellular component (GO): mediator complex
Molecular function (GO): transcription coregulator activity
Source: RefSeq, a predicted model, not a curated record
AUGGCGCCGAUCGACAACAAGGUUGACCACGAUGUCGUCGAGCAGCAGCUCAAGGACAUCAUCCAAGACCUGUACCAGAUCAUGGUGCAGGUGUCCACGUACGACUCCAUGGGCCGUCCCAGCAAAGACGUCCUGUCCAACGAGAUAAAAACCCUCUCCCGCUCGCUCAACACGCUGCACACGACCGCCGCGCCGCCGCACGUCCUGCCCUCAGUGCCGCCCGAGCUACUCGAGUACGUCGAGAACGGGCGCAACCCGGACAUUUACACGCGCGAGUUCGUCGAGCUCGUGCGCCGCGGCAACCAGCUGAUGGCCGGCAAGAUGCGCGGCUUCGGCGCGUUCCGCGACGUCCUCGCGCACAACGUCGCCGCCGCCAUGCCCGAGCUGCGCGACGAUGUGGCCCGCGUCGUCGAGGCUACGAGUGGUGGUGAGAUGGGCGCGACCGGGAUCCCUCCUCAUGUGGCCGCUGCGGUCAACGGCACGGCGGCGGCAGCAGCCAACGCGACGCAGCAGACCGGCCGGGGGGGCAGCAGCAACGACGCAACAGGUGAGCGGGCGGCGACGGCGACGGCGGAUGGUGCCCGGACGACUGCGGGCUAG